UGUCUUGCUCAGAUCUCACCUCCUACUGAUCUACAUUCCCAUUCUCAAGCAACCUCAAAACACACAAAUUUCACGACAACAUGGAUCAUGUGCGUGAGGCUCUCCAGGGCGACUUCUUUGACCAGGUGAGCAGAGCGCUAUCGGACUACGCUCUAGACGAACUCAGCAACCCUAUCCUCUGCGUCCACGUAUUUGUUCGAGAUAGGAGCGAUGCCAGUGAUGGCAACGACACUUCGAAGGCCGAUGGCUGGCGUCAUUCUAGCGAACUUCUUCUAUCACAUCAAGUUGAUCUUGCUAGUAGCACAGCACCCCAACCACCUUGCAGUCCUACGUCGGCGUCAAGUACCUCCCCUCGGACAUCACGACGGAGCGAGCCUCCGCCCGCUACGGCUCCCGCGACCGACGCAGCCCGGAGAGUCACGAAGGCCACUGCCCUUGCCUUGCCACGUAAACGGCAAAGUGGCUUACGCCCGGCUCCCAGGAGCACCGUUGUCGUCGAUGAUGGCCUCGAUAGCCGCCGUCAGAUGCAAGUCGGAGACGAGAAUUUCCCGAAAAGAGCCAAAAUUAAGCCUGAUGGCGUGUUUUAUGCACGGGAGUCAUCGCUAAGCAAGUUUAUUGUUGGCGUAUGGGAACAAAUACAUUCGGGCCUCAUUCUGGACCCUCAUGUCCUCACCGAGCAGGUCCAGCUUACCGCCGCCACAGCUACUUGUACAACAGCAAUGCCAACGCCACAAACAUUCGCCUGCGAUACCCAGAGAUCUCAGGGGACCCCGCCAGCUUCACUUGGUAUUACUGUCGGUAUCCAGAGCCGUUCAGGUAUUACUUACGACUUCUUUAGUCGAAGUAAUUUAUUCUGUCGCAGAGUCACCCAGGCCAGCCGCACCUGUCGUUCCAUCGAGGUUAUUGUCCAGGCGCGUUGGGUCGAGCUCUUUGACUCAUACGUCGAGUAUCUUUCCUGCACGAAUCCUGGAAUGUCCUCAACCAAGAGUCGCAUGAGAGCGCUGACCGAGGCCUGUAAUGACUUCGGGUGGUCCGAAAAGGAGCUGCGAAACAAGAUGGCCAUCUGGCGAGGCUACAAGGAGAUAAAAGACAUUCUGGGCUGGGUUGCGCUGGUGUUUUCGGGAAUGGGCCUCUACCGCCUUUGCAAGUACCGCAUCGACUUUGACAAAGAGAAAUUUCAGCGAGUACGAGCAUUGCGACUACGGAUGGAGGUAGCCGCAGAUACUUUACAUCAAAAUUGGCGCCAGAUUUUAGCUAUUGUUGGUGAAUCUACGCAACAGCGCUUCAGCGGCCACCCUCAUGACUGGGUCGUGUAUCAAGACGGCUUUGACCCAAUUCCCCUCCGAUCAACAUACCUAGAGAAUGAUCCGAACUUCAGUUUUGAACAUCUCGAAGAAUCUGUCCUAGAUACAACGUCGUGGGGCGCUGACGACCCUCGCUGGAUCCCUCCGCUUAAUGCUAUUGCAUGCGUUACAGACACGAAUAUCUGUGAUGUAUGCGGGCAGGCGCAGUCUAAUGACGCCACACUCAAUUCUUGCAAGUGCUUCCCUAGCCUCUUCGGCGGUCCAAGGUUGCCAUGCCCGGUGCAGGUCUUUCGAACACCUAACGGACGAAAUAAUGGGAUCCAGGCACUUCUGCCAUUCGAGAGGGGUAUUGCCAUUGGAGAGUUUGUGGGACUUGUGACUAAGAACAUGGAGGACCAGGACGUGCUGGAUAGUAAGGCGGGUGGGCGAAGAUAUCAGAUCUGGCAAGGGAGGCAAGGGAACUUUACUCGGUUCAUGAAUCAUAGUUGCAAGCCGAAUGCGCAGUUCCAAAAGUUUGUCUGGCUAGGGACGCAGCAUAUUUUACUUGUGAGUAAAGGGAUUGAAGCAGGCAUGGAGAUCACGGUAGACUACUCCGGAAGUUAUUGGCAUGGGCUAGAUAAGAGAUGUCUCUGUGGUGAAAGUUGUUGUCGAUAUAAUGGUAGUACAUAG
This is a messenger RNA of Fusarium oxysporum Fo47, 1973 nucleotides long. RefSeq names its product SET domain-containing protein. NCBI's taxonomy places the organism in Eukaryota, Fungi, Ascomycota, Sordariomycetes, Hypocreales, Nectriaceae. The record is from RefSeq and is a predicted model, not a curated record. Gene Ontology annotation, molecular function: protein binding. Bases 81 to 1973 code for a protein of 630 amino acids. The transcript has 2 exons.